This is a messenger RNA of Quercus robur (English oak), 1342 nucleotides long. RefSeq names its product probable isoaspartyl peptidase/L-asparaginase 3. Bases 102 to 1166 code for a protein of 354 amino acids. The record is from RefSeq and is a predicted model, not a curated record. Gene Ontology annotation, molecular function: N4-(beta-N-acetylglucosaminyl)-L-asparaginase activity. Gene Ontology annotation, biological process: protein deglycosylation. Lineage: Eukaryota; Viridiplantae; Streptophyta; Magnoliopsida; Fagales; Fagaceae. The transcript is spliced from 7 exons.
GCCAAAAAGUCAAAAUAUUUAUUAACUCAGAAUCAGAAAGAGUUCCCUGACCUCAACUCAGUACUCAAUCCUCAUCCUUCGACGCUCUCUGUCUCCAUUCCAUGGCUACCAAAAAUCUGCUCUUGCCUUAUGUCAUGUUCCUCACAUUGCUCCACCUGGUACUAGGACAUGAAGCUGUGAAUUCAGGCCAGUACCCUUUGGUUGUGAGCACAUGGCCCUUCUUAGAUGCUGUCAGAGCUGGUUGGAGGGCUGUUGAUAGUGGCCUUUCAGCCGUGGAUGCUGUCGUGGAGGGUUGUUCGGCCUGCGAGGAACUUAGGUGUGAUGGAACAGUUGGGCCUGGUGGAAGUCCAGAUGAAAAUGGGGAAACUACUAUUGAUGCUUUGGUCAUGGAUGGGGUGACAAUGGAGGUUGGAGCUGUCGCUGCUAUGAGGUAUGUGAAGGAUGGCAUCAGAGCUGCAAGAUUAGUAAUGGAGCAUACAAAACACACUUUGCUUGUUGGAGAGCAGGCCUCGGCAUUUGCCAUUUCAAUGGGUCUUCCAGGACCCACAAACCUUAGUUCAUCCGAGUCAAUCGCAAAGUGGAGUAAAUGGAAGGAAAAUAGCUGCCAACCGAAUUUUUGGAAAAAUGUUGUACCUGCCAAUGGUUGUGGCCCAUAUCAUCCAAGGGAUUCUCUUGACCUUAUUGAAGGGACAUGUUCCAAAGACAUGGAAACUGUUGAACCAAGAUCUUCUCUUGUUGGUCUUCACAGCCACGACACUAUAGCAAUGGCUGCUAUUGAUAAAAUGGGGCACAUUGCUGUUGGUACAUCAACUAAUGGAGCAACAUUUAAGAUCCCUGGCAGGGUAGGUGAUGGGCCCAUCACAGGAUCUUCAGCAUAUGCUGAUGAUGAAAUUGGUGCAUGUGGUGCAACUGGGGAUGGUGACAUUAUGAUGCGUUUCCUUCCAUGUUAUCAGGUUGUGGAGAGUAUGAGAUUAGGAAUGGAACCUAAGCUUGCUGCUAAGGAUGCAAUAUCACGAAUAGCGAGAAAAUUUCCUGAUUUUGUGGGAGCUGUUUUUGCCAUUAAUAAGAAUGGGGUGCAUGCUGGUGCUUGCCAUGGAUGGACGUUUCAAUACUCAGUGAGAAGUCCAGAAAUGAAUGAUGUGGAGGUUUUCACUGUGCUACCCUAAAUUGGGAACUCUCUUAUAUUGACUGUUAGCUUGAUACUUCAUGUGUAGUAUUAAUGUGCUUGGUUUUUCUAAUUAUUGCUAAAAGUGAUAUGGAAUUAUUGUACUUGAAUGAUAUUAAUACGGCUAGACUUACCGUAGAAAAUUUAUAUGAUGUUUUCACACAUAUCUUUGAAUUA